AUGCCCGAGGCACCUUCACGGCGUCUUCACUCUCCGCCGCCCACCGCCCACCGUCCACCGCCCACCGCCCUCUGCCCUCUGCCCUCUGCCUUCUGGAGUGUACAAGCGCAGUGUCUGGCCUGCUUUUCACGCCCUGACCUGUACAGCACCUGCGUCAGCAGCACCAGCAGCACCAGCACCACCACCACCACCACCACCACUACCACCACCACUACCACCACCACUACCACCACCACUACCACCACCACUACCACCACCACUACCACCACCACUACCACCACCACUACCACCACCACUACCACCACCACUACCACCACCACUACCACCACCACUACCACCACCACUACCACCACCACCACUACUACCACCACCACCUCCCCCUCCAUCAUGGCAGCGCUGCAGGGCGCGGACGGCUUCAUGGGCGGUUUCCCGCUCGAGCAGUGGUUCUACGAGAUGCCCGUGUGCACGCGCUGGUGGAUGACGGCCGCCCUGAGCGCCUCGGUUCUGGUCCAGUGCCACAUCAUCUCGCCCUUUCAGCUCUUCUACAGCGUGCGUGCCGUCUUCUUCCGGAGUCAGUACUGGCGCCUCUUCACCACCUUCUUCUACUUCGGCCCCCUCUCCCUCGACCUGCUCUACCACAUCUUCUUCCUCCAACGCUACUCGCGCCUGCUGGAAGAGAGCUCCGGCCGCUCCCCCGCCCACUUCUCCUGGCUGCUCGCCUUUGCCUCGACCCUGCUGCUGUGCAUCGCCCCCAUGUUCAGCAUGGCCUUCCUCGGCAGCGCCCUCAGCAGCACCCUCAUCUACAUCUGGAGCCGCAAGAACCCCGACACCAUGCUCAGCUUCCUGGGCCUGCUCGUCUUCAAGGCCCCCUACCUGCCCUGGGUCCUGCUGGGCUUCAGCGUCGUCAUGCACGGCACCGUGCCCAAGGACGAGAUGUGUGGUAUUGUCGUUGGCCACAUCUGGUACUACUUCACCGACAUCUUCCCGUCCCUCUACAACGGCCGCAGUCCCCUCAACCCGCCCGCCUGGUGGAUCCGCCUGUUCGACGGCGCCCCACCACCCACCGAGUAG
Ascochyta rabiei is the source of this 1071-nucleotide messenger RNA. RefSeq lists its product as uncharacterized. Gene Ontology annotation, molecular function: ubiquitin-specific protease binding; misfolded protein binding. The transcript has 3 exons. Lineage: Eukaryota; Fungi; Ascomycota; Dothideomycetes; Pleosporales; Didymellaceae. The record is from RefSeq and is a predicted model, not a curated record. Gene Ontology annotation, biological process: endoplasmic reticulum unfolded protein response. Gene Ontology annotation, cellular component: endoplasmic reticulum membrane; Hrd1p ubiquitin ligase ERAD-L complex. Bases 1 to 1071 code for a protein of 356 amino acids.